GUACUAUUACAACAGCCAGUGAGUGUCAUGGCUGCUGAUGCUGCUUCAAGUUACCACAGUUUAUCUGACAUCCAGUUUAAGGAAGGACUCACUUUAAUUGAAGAACUAUCUCCUCAAGAGAAAGACAAAGUGUUAGACCUUGGCUGUGGGACAGGUCGUUUGACUCAAGUACUGGCAGAGAGAGUGGGGCCAGAAGGACUGGUCGUUGGGAUUGACCCUGAUGAAGAAAGGAUAAAGGUGGCAAUAGAAGAGAAGGGACAUGGAAGGAGUAACUUAAUAUUUGUUGUAGCUGAUGACCAAAGCUUCCCUGAGGAUCAGUAUGACAUGGUGUUCUGUAGCAACGUCAUACACUGGAUAAAAGAGAAGGAGAGAGUGUUUGAGAGAGUCUACAAGAACCUCAGACCAGGAGGAAGGUUUGGGUUUAUAGCAAUGCACAAUUUUAAAGAGCACGAUGAUCUUGCCACGGAAGUAAUAAAACUGGGGAGUUCUCAAGAAGUACUUGAUAAAUUAAAGAGCUCGUUUUAUUACGAACCUUUGGAAUAUUACAAGAAACUAGCAGCCGAUUAUAACUUUGAGAUUAGGCACGAGGUCAUUAAUGAAGCAAGUUAUCAAUUCGCAGGAAUUGAUGAGUUUAUUGAGUUCCUUUACGGGACUCUACAAGGACAGUUUGAUAAGAGUAGCAAGAACCUUAAGGAGAUAAGGAAGAGAUAUCGACCAGGGGACAUCAUUAACUGGCCAUCACCAUACCUGACACUAAUACUCACUAAACCUUGAUUGAACUACUUGAUGUACUGUAGCUAUAGGUAACACAAAGCUGUUUAAGUAAUUAUUGUAUUAAUAAUAAUCAAUUCAAUAUUGGAUGGAUCCUUAGUGAAUGUA
Amphimedon queenslandica is the source of this 879-nucleotide messenger RNA. RefSeq names its product malonyl-[acyl-carrier protein] O-methyltransferase 1-like. The transcript has a single exon. The coding region runs from base 28 to 774 and encodes 248 amino acids. The record is from RefSeq and is a predicted model, not a curated record. Lineage: Eukaryota; Metazoa; Porifera; Demospongiae; Haplosclerida; Niphatidae.